This is a messenger RNA of Aspergillus oryzae RIB40, 1152 nucleotides long. Its product is annotated as fungal specific transcription factor domain-containing protein. NCBI's taxonomy places the organism in Eukaryota, Fungi, Ascomycota, Eurotiomycetes, Eurotiales, Aspergillaceae. The record is from RefSeq and is a predicted model, not a curated record. The transcript has a single exon. The coding region runs from base 1 to 1152 and encodes 383 amino acids.
AUGGGCAUUGAAAACGAGACAACCAAUGCCAGAUGCACUGCUCUGGAAGGUGAAAUGCGCCGAAGGCUGUGGUGGUCGCUAAUCCUUUUCGACAAUCGUAUCUCCGAAAUUUCAGGUCACAAGACCACAAUGCUUACUCCCACCUGGGACUGUAGGGUUCCCCUGAACGCGAAUGACUUUGAUAUUCGGCCAGAAAUGAAAAUCUUGCCACAAAGUCACGAUGAACCCACCGAGGCCCUUUUCACUGUCGUCCGCAGCAAAAUGGGCGACUUCAUGCGCCAGAGCGCUUUCCACCUCGACUUUACCAACCCAUCCCUGAAGGUUAUCAUUAAAGAUACUCCGCACGGCGCCGACCCUGAAGGAGACAGAAUGACAGCUUUUGAGAGGAUGAUAGAGAAUCGAUAUCUUAGGUUAUGCAAUCCAGAGAACCCGCUUCACUUCAUGACUAUUUGGACGACGCGUGGCCAGCUUGCCAAGAACCGCCUCUUGGAACAUUAUUCAAAAUAUGCAUCCGUGCAGCAGACAGACGAGCAGCGCGAUAUCGCUAUCUCACACGCUUUAAUUAUCAUCGAGUGCGAUACGAAGCUCAUGACCUCUCCUCUGACGAUAGGGUACCGUUGGCUUACGGACUUUCACUUCCCAUUUCCCGCAUACAUCUAUAUUUUGAAAGACUUGCGGAAGAGACCUACUGUGGAGCAUGCUGAUAGGAUCUGGAGGACUAUGAGCGAUAACUGCGAAGCUCGCUUCAAGGAUAUGCAAAAGGUGAACCCGUUUUUUGAAUUCUUCGCUAAAAUUGUGCUCGAGGCCUGGGAGGCGCGUGAGGCGGUAUUCAGACCAAUAAACAAGCCACUACAGCCACCAUUGAUUGUCUUGAACGUCAAACGAGUGGCGCAGACAACAGGAGGUAUACAACGAAGCGACCUAAAACAGCCCAUAGUCGGAUCGAAUGUGAACACUGACCAUCUGCCAAUGACUAUGCCGAUGGACUUUGGUGCCCAUGACUUGCUCUACAGUACGGAAGGUCAUGACUUUCCGGGGCCGGAUCUUGGGGGCUACCUUGAUAUACCUGGACAGGCGACAAUGGAUGUGGAGGUGAACCAGUCAGACUGGACUACAAUAGAUUGGUAUCCGAUGCAUUCCCAGAACUGGUGA